AUGCCGUCCCACAACUUCUCUGUAUACUGGUGGCCUAACUCCUUACUGAACAUCAUGGAGAGAUGGAUGCGGAAUUUCAUUUGGAGUGGCGAUCCUGAAACAGCCAAAGGAGUUACAGUUAGUUGGGACUCAAUCUGCAAGCCUAAACAAGAAGGAGGGCUGAGAAUUAGGCGUAUGAGGGAUGUCAAUAAAGCUCUUCUCUGUUUGAGAGAUGAUUUGUUUGCAUCUUCCUCCAUGACAGUUGCGGACUUUAUUGACAAUAAUGAGUGGAACUUCCCCACGGUUUCAUCUUCUCUUCUUCAAGAUUUUUUUUUAGCUGCUUCAACUAUCAAUAUCCCUAGAGGUAACAUAAAAGAUAAAUGUAUUUGGACCCUCUCUACCUCUGGUCAAUUCAGUACUUUCUCCGCCUGGAAUGAUAUUCGCCGUCUAAAUCCCAAGGUUCCUUGGCAUGAGCUAGUCUGGAUGAAAGGCCUCUCUCCUCGUCAGUCAACUUUUGGCUGGCGUCUGUGUCACCAGAAGCUUCCUACUGAUGAUAUCAUUAGGAAAAAAGGGAUCUCUUUAGCCUCCAAAUGCAUCAUGUGCGGUUUUCACUCUGUGACUCUGCCCCAUCUCUUCUUAAAUUGUAGUGUUUCUCGGAUCCUUUGGGAAAAUUUCUUGAGCUGUUUUGGUUUGCUUUGGAAGGAUCAAUCCUCCAUUGUUGAUUUGAUAUCCUGGUGGAAUCAAAAGCGAAAAAUUUUGUCGGUAAAGGACCCUUGGGCGGCUGGUUUGAUUAUAGUGACCGACACCAUUUGGCAAGAAAGGAAUCAUCGAUGGCAUGGUGGUAAGAGUAGGGAUACCUCUCUGCUAUUCAUGAAAAUUUUGAGAACGCUUAAGGAGUCUAAUCUCAACUUAAAAGGGGUCAUUCGGACUACUGCUGAUCUUCUUUGCAGCAGGAAACUAGGGUUGCAUGCAGUUCCAGGCGACCCUCCCUCCAUUCUUGAAGUCAUUUGGUGCAAGCCUCCACUCGCCUGGUCAAAGAUAAACAUUGAUGGUAGUAUCAUGGGGAACCUUGGUCGAGCAGGAGGUGGGGUUGUCAUUCGUGACUCCAAUGGGAAAGUUAUAUUCUCCUUCAAGCAUUUCUUUGGCAUCAGUACGAACUACUAUGCAGAAUUCAUGAGUUUUCUUCAUGGUAUCCGCCAUGCAAUGGGUUAA
Molecule: messenger RNA, 1191 nt
Organism: Macadamia integrifolia
Lineage: Eukaryota; Viridiplantae; Streptophyta; Magnoliopsida; Proteales; Proteaceae
Exons: 2
Coding region: 1-1191 (396 amino acids)
Molecular function (GO): RNA-DNA hybrid ribonuclease activity; nucleic acid binding
Source: RefSeq, a predicted model, not a curated record